UGUAACACCUUAGUCAGUAGUAUUUUACCAAAUUCGAUGUGUCCUAAAAUUGUUGUAAAAUUUUAGUUUUCUUUUUCUUCUCACAAAUCAUAUUGUUUUUUCCUUUUCGUGCAAUGACCAGUCCGCCCCCUAUUUUAUUGGCCUGUUUUGUGCACUUGGUGCUGCAUACAACGCUCUUCAUACAGCUGGAUCCUGAUAUUUUUAAUGACACCCCUAUACUGGGCAGCCAGAUAUUCUAUCUUUCCGUAAUGGACCUGCUGUGCGACUGCGAAGUGAUACCCGAUCACUGGAAAGGCGUGCCUCCAUGGGGAAAGUUUAUCCUGGAGACCAUCGUCUCCUUCCUAAUCGGAGAAUUUUCCAUGAUGCUGGGGUGGCUCUCCAUGGAGAAGUUUCUUGUCGAGCUUCUCAAAAGGACGUCUCUUCGCUACCACUCCAAAUUUUUGGUUCUGGAGAUCAGUACAGUGGCCCUCGGCAUUAUCUUCUCGGUGUUAGUGGCUGCGAUGACAAAUCGAACGGCCAGAAUGCAGAAAGUCGGAAGCAAAGUCUGCAGCACUAUCAAACAAUAUAGACAGGAUCUGUGGACAAAAAAAGAACAAACCGUUCAAUGUCAAUCAUUUGUAAGGCGAAGGAUUUCUAUGUUUAUGCAAAAGCGUUAUCACAAGAUCUGAAAUUAAUCUGAGAUGCCCUUGGUAACCAAAUCCUUAUAUUUAUCUUCAUAAAAUUGGCAUACCAUUUAUUUCGUAUCAGAUGUAUAAUUGUAUAAUUUGGAACUUCUUAAACAAAUGAUUUGUAAUUUAUAAUUUCGAAAAGAGGUUUUGGCAUUGUACCGAAAUCCUUCUAAGUACCUUUAAAAAGAAAGCAUGUCUGUGUUUAUAAUGUCAAAAAGUUGUAGUUGUACCUUUUUAAACUCCCUAUAACUUAAAUUUACAUUGGCGACAAUUACAAAAAUUC
Molecule: messenger RNA, 951 nt
Organism: Drosophila suzukii
Lineage: Eukaryota; Metazoa; Arthropoda; Insecta; Diptera; Drosophilidae
Source: RefSeq, a predicted model, not a curated record